GAUCCCACUUCUAACGGGGCAAUAUAUGUGAAGCGGGUACUCAACAACGAACAUAAUGGGUGGCACGAUGCUUUCCGCUACGGUUUUCUUUUUGACACAGUACGGCGACAACGCAGCAAUGACUUGACGAUCUUUUCCUUUCCCUUGUCUGUGCAAACACCAAAAUCAUCCUCCAACCAACAUACAACUUCGCAAUCCACCCCACCUCUUCAUCCGUCGAGCACGGCGGUCUUGCAUCCGGUUGCAAGGCUAGCUUUGUGUGUACACUAUGGGUUUGGGCAGCGUACUGAGUGCCCCCUCCUUUCGGCAUUUACAGCGCAAACACAAGAAUCGCAUUCUGCUUCUCGGCAGCCGUCACCAGAUCGGGCGGAGCCUUCAAUGGGCUUGUACUUGAUUCGAUGCGACACAUCGACAUAGACGAACGUUUUUCCUUUUUUUUUUCCUCCUUUGCUUUUCAUUUGUCCUUUACCGCGGUUUUUCUACUUCAUCUUCAGUCUUCGACGCUCGUUCUCCAGUAAGGGGAUGUUUCCUUGUAUUCUCGGUUCAUGAUUGGAUCGAGCUCACGACGACAACAUGGGCUUCAUGGCUUCGACGAUAUGCCACUUACGACGCUGAUCAUGAGACGCGCGACGAUAUCGGGAAGAGAUUGGUUUCUUCCUUUACGAGGUAUUGCCGUUCCGGUGUAUCGGGUGGGCCCUCUCGGGUUGCCAUCCCCAGCGUUGCGACGGUUCUCUACUUAUGAAAUUCUGUCAUUAGAGAAGCGGUCCGACAAGAUAUAUCACUGGAGAUGCCUGAUUACACAUGCAUUGCAUAAGGGCCAGCAUUGGGACGUGACGGCACCAGGGGCGGUUUCUCUUUUCUUUUUUUCAUUCUCAUUUCUCGCAUGCGGUUUGGCGUCGUUUGCUGAUCUCGCCAUGGCCGCCUGGCAUGACCAACCAACUCCCAUGACUUUUCGACUGGGAGAAAUUACAGACAAGAUUGGAGGUUCAUCAUUUUGGGGUUUCUGGGACAGAUUCGAUUGGCCUUCUGCAGAUUGGGGAAAGCUUUCUUGUGUGUGUAAGAGAACUCUAGGGAACGAGACUUGGCGUUACUUUUUUGCUUUUUCGGCCGGCGGAGGGGUUUGGAUGUGAUGGGAUAAGAUCUGGCUGGAUUGGCGAGUGCUCAUCAGCAGACUGGCUAUUGCACUCUCCGACCGCGCAUGUAACUAGGCAGACAAUUCAAGACAAAGAUCUUGAGAAAACAAGGUU
Molecule: messenger RNA, 1247 nt
Organism: Colletotrichum destructivum
Lineage: Eukaryota; Fungi; Ascomycota; Sordariomycetes; Glomerellales; Glomerellaceae
Exons: 1
Coding region: 546-1130 (194 amino acids)
Source: RefSeq, a predicted model, not a curated record